This is a messenger RNA of Glycine soja, 1521 nucleotides long. RefSeq names its product cysteine synthase-like. Gene Ontology annotation, molecular function: cysteine synthase activity. NCBI's taxonomy places the organism in Eukaryota, Viridiplantae, Streptophyta, Magnoliopsida, Fabales, Fabaceae. The transcript has 11 exons. Gene Ontology annotation, cellular component: cytoplasm. The record is from RefSeq and is a predicted model, not a curated record. Bases 194 to 1159 code for a protein of 321 amino acids.
CAAGUGUGCAUUAUCAAACCGUGUUGAACCUCAGGUCCGAAGUAGAGUGAAACAAGAUCUAUUUCAAGCAAAGAAGGAAGCUCCUCUUGUUGUAGCUAAAUUCUUGUAAGUUACUCGGAUUCGUUCUCACAAUCCAGUUUGUACCAUCAAAAUCCGAUUUUCAAGUGCUUAUCUAUACCAAGAUAACAUCGAAAUGGAGUGUGCAAUAAAACAAGAUGUUACUGAACUAAUUGGAAACACUCCAAUGGUGUAUCUGAACAAAGUUGUGGAAGGUUGUGUGGCCCGCAUUGCUGCCAAGUUGGAAUCAAUGGAACCCUGCUCAAGUGUCAAAGACAGGUUAGCAUUAAGUAUGAUCAAGGAUGCUGAGGACAAGGGACUGAUUACACCAGGAAAGACUGUGCUUGUUGAGACUACUAGUGGAAACACUGGCAUUGGAUUGGCAUUCAUUGCAGCACUUAAAGGUUAUAGGCUAAUCCUAGCAAUGCCGGCUUCAAUGAGUCUCGAGCGGAGAGUUGUGCUCCGUGCUUUGGGAGCUGAGCUGCAUCUCACUGAUCCUGCUAAGGGCUUCAAAGGUAGUCUUCAAAAGGCUGAGGAGCUGCUGAGGGAGACACCUGAUGCUUUCAUGCCUCAUCAAUUUGAAAAUCCUGCAAACCCAAAGAUUCACUAUGAAACCACUGGCCCUGAGAUAUGGACAGAUUCUGGAGGUAAAGUUGAUGCCCUUGUAGCAGGUAUAGGAACUGGUGGUACAAUAACAGGUGCAGGGAAAUUCCUCAAGGAGAGAAACCCAAAAAUCAAGGUUUAUGGAGUGGAACCAGUUGAAAGUGCAGUCUUGAGUGGAGGCCAGCCAGGAGGGCAUCUGAUUCAGGGAAUUGGUGCUGGUAUUGUUCCUGCUGUGCUGGAUGUGAAUCUGCUUGAUGAAAUUCUUCAGGUAUCAAGUGAGGAAGCUAUAGAAACUGCUAAGCUGUUAGCCCUGAAAGAAGGUUUGCUGGUAGGGAUUUCAUCUGGAGCAGCAGCAGCAGCAGCAAUUAAACUGGGAAAGAGGCCAGAAAAUGCUGACAAACUCAUCGUUGUGGUGUUCCCUAGUUCUGGAGAGCGCUACCUCUCUUCUCCAUUGUUUGAGUCCAUUAGACAAGAGGCAGAACAGAUGACAUUUGAUUAGAGAACUGUCACUAGCCCUGUUUCUGGUUAAGAGAUUUUGAUUCACUUGUGAGUUUUAUUUACGAAAUUCAAGUAAUAAAGAAUUGUGCUGAUAACUCAUUUUUCAUCCGUACUGUGUAGAACUGUAAAGUAGGGACUAGCUCUGUUCAUAUAUUGGCACAUAGGACAUUUCAAAAUCAUGGCUAAGUUGGUUGCAUGAGGUGAUUUCUUAUUAAUCAAAAUAUUUGUCGCAUUAGCUAAGUUUACAAAGAGAUCAUGAUUAUGUAAUGGUCCUGGUUAAAGUCCUUUUGCUUAAACAAAUUAUGUUGUACAAUAUCAAUGCUGGAGGCAAUUUCAAUACGAAAAAUCUGAAGCUUGACACCU